CUUCACCUCACCAACUGAUACACUCCAUGAAACAGUUCCAUUAGAAAUUUUUUCCAGUAUAUGAAAUGAAGGAUCGUCUAAAUCUGAUGGCAGCUCUGUCUGAGAACAUGCUGAAAGUAAACAUGUUACUGAGUGUCUUCUUUCUUCCAGGUACUUUGGCUGGUUGUGGUAAAAACCCAGCCCUCAGAAUCACUACACCAAAGAAGAUUGAAGCUCUGAGUGGAUCUUGUUUGGAAAUCCCAUGUAUCUAUGAUACAGAGCAUACCAGCUAUAACAGCAGCAGAACUAUCUAUGGAGUUUGGAUGAAAGGUGCUAUCAAUUUUUGGGCGGAUCCAAAUAUCGUUAUUUUCAACAGCAGUGGGUCAGUUAACACCUAUUCACUGAAUAUUGAUGGAAACCUGAGAGAAAAAAACUGCACCACUCUGUUUCCUGAUGUAAAGACCAGUUAUACAGACAGAUACUUCUUCAGGAUUGAGAACGAGCCGUUCAAAGCAUCAGCUUGUGAUGAUCCUCUCGAUAUAACAGUUAAAGAUUCUCCUUGGACUCCCAGCAUUAAUAUCCCUGUUGGUGAUCUGAAGGAGCAUCAGUCUGUCACUAUAAGCUGCUCAGCUGUGACUCCCUGUCCACACUCACCUCCUGAACUCACCUGGAAUCUCCAACAAGACUCUGAGAGACAAACAGAGAAAAACACAGAUGGAACCUUUACAACUAAAAUCCAGGAGACCAUCACUCUGUCAGACACACAUGAUGGAUACAACAUCAGCUGUUCUGCCAGAUAUCCUGUGAAUGGAGGAAGCAAGACAGCAGAGACAGAAGUGACUCUCAGUGUUUCAUAUGCUCCUAAAGACACCUCAGCAUCCAUCAGUCCAUCAGGUUUGGUGUCAGCAGGUAGCUGGGUGGAGCUGAGCUGCUCCAGCAGAGCCAAGCCUCCUGCCAGCUUCACCUGGUUCUGGAACAGCAAACAUGGAGCCAUUAAUUUAUCUGUGGGGCAGGUUUACAGCUUCAAUGUUACUGAGGGAGAAGAGUAUUACUGUGAGGCUACAAAUGAUCUGGGGAAUCAGAGAUCAGUCAUCUUUCUUCUUGUAAAAGAUGAUCCAGUCUUUGGACUCCAUAUUAUACUGAAGAUCUUGGGAAUUAUGCUGCUCUGCAGUACGGUUGUCAUCUUUGAGUGCUGGUUCAGAUUCUCUAACAAACCAAAGAAGGAAAAAGAAGACCAAAUCUAUGUCAACACUGUCACAGAGACCAAACCAUGAUGUGAGCCCGAAGGUGACCAGGAACAUCGAGCCUCCUUCAGUUUCUUAUUUCUAUUCAUGAUUCUAUCUUAUUGUCCAGUUGUUUACUUUCAGAAUGUUAAGAGGCUGCAUAUUAUCUGCUGAGGCCAAUAAUUCAUUUCCGAUUACAUUAGAAACCGGUCAUCAUUGUUUUAGCAGAAUCAGAAUUAGACAUACUUUCAUAAUCCCAGAGGGAAAUUACUUACCACCAAAUUACUUAUCACCAUAUAUCGUGCAAUAAAGAAAUUUCUUAUUUAUUCUUGAAGCUUGUUUCUCUGUUUAAAUGUUUUGUUCUUUGAAUAAACAAUGCUUUGGUGCAUCAGUGAGUUAAAAAAUUAGGUCUAUAAAUGCUAAGAAAGAGGUUUUAGAAGUAAGACAAAAUGAAUGCUAAUUUUCUUUCCCUUAACUGUGUUUUUGAAAAUUUAAAUAUUUUUUUUGUUUAUUAAUGCAACAUUAAUACUUGUAUGCUAUUUGUAACAGAUUCUAA
Messenger RNA from Cyprinodon tularosa, 1758 nucleotides. Its product is annotated as sialic acid-binding Ig-like lectin 12. Bases 66 to 1253 code for a protein of 395 amino acids. The transcript has 8 exons. Lineage: Eukaryota; Metazoa; Chordata; Actinopteri; Cyprinodontiformes; Cyprinodontidae. The record is from RefSeq and is a predicted model, not a curated record.